Messenger RNA from Cutaneotrichosporon cavernicola, 408 nucleotides. RefSeq lists its product as uncharacterized. The transcript is spliced from 2 exons. The record is from RefSeq and is a predicted model, not a curated record. The coding region runs from base 1 to 408 and encodes 135 amino acids. NCBI's taxonomy places the organism in Eukaryota, Fungi, Basidiomycota, Tremellomycetes, Trichosporonales, Trichosporonaceae.
AUGCCCAAGCGCAAGCACUCCCCGUCUCCCUCGCCAGAUCCCGAUUCUCCCGACAUUGUCUUCGUCAAGAUGGAGGUGACCCCUUCUCCUGACAAGCGCGAGUCCGACUCGAGCGACCUCCCCGACGUCAAGCCCAAGGUCAAGUCCGAGGGAAGCAAGCCCGGCCGCAAGCCUGGCGUCUCGUACGCGUCCAAGAAGUGGAGUGGUGCGGAACUGCGCCAACUCUUCCUCCUUGGUCUUGGGGGAGGAGAGAGUGGAGGCGUCCCAGCUGCCCGGUUCGAGGCUAUGCCCGGUCGUAGCGUUUCGCAAUGUACGAAUGCGUGGCGUCAGCGCGUCAUCCCCGUCGUCCUUAAGGCUCUUGGCGACGUGGGGGAGCCCGGCGAAACUGGCCAUCCGGAUUCGCAGUAG